AAGAAAGAAAGAGAAACAUUGCUCAAUCAUCAGAGAUUGGAACGAAAAGAGAAAAUGCUCUGUGAUGCGAAUAGAAAAAUCCAUGUGGAAUUCGGUGAAGUCGAAACGGGCGCCACGGCUGUCAAGUGGCUAGAGAUAGUCAACGAGAGUAGCAUUGAGCAGAUUUACGAGGCUCGAAGAGAUGCGACUACCAAUCCGCUGGAUCAUGUGUUUGAAUUAUGUAGUUACUCUUGGUCUUUGCUUCCUGGCCAAACGUACAAGUGCAAAAUAUACUAUCGGCCGUUCGUGCCGUUUGCUGUAAACGUAGAUUACUUUACAAUCGUGGAUUCAGCUGGCGAACGUGCGGAAAUCCAAGUCCGUGGAACAUGCAUCGGACCUGUGAUCUCUUUGUCUACCACGAGAUUAAUCAUGAUGUGUACGAGCGAGAAUCGCGAGGCGAAGAAACGAAUCAGGCUUGUCAACGAUUCGAACGCUACAGCAACUUUCGUGUUUGACAUCGAUCUGCUUAUGAGACCGUUCCAAGCAAAUCCGCAACACGGACAGAUCGAACCCCGUUCUCGCAAGUGUGUAACGAUUAUCUUCGCGCCGCGGAAGGAUGGGAUUUACGCGUGCCACUUUCCGUGCUUAAUCCUGAAUCAUGUAAUGAAAACAUUUGAAUUUUUACAAACAACCCCGAUGGAAGUAUUUACUGAAAGCGUAAUAAAUAACACUGAAAUAUUACUGAAUUACAUAUAAAAAUAUCAUUUUCAAUGAAAAUUAAACCAUUUUUAGUAUCAUUCUAUUAAAAUUUUAAUAAUACAAUAAUUCAAUAUAUUCAAGACGUUAAGAUUAUAUAUUCAGUAAAGUUUAAAAUAAAAUUUAAU
Messenger RNA from Solenopsis invicta (red fire ant), 863 nucleotides. RefSeq names its product cilia- and flagella-associated protein 65. The coding region runs from base 55 to 735 and encodes 226 amino acids. NCBI's taxonomy places the organism in Eukaryota, Metazoa, Arthropoda, Insecta, Hymenoptera, Formicidae. The transcript is spliced from 3 exons. The record is from RefSeq and is a predicted model, not a curated record.